AUGUUUUCCUCUUGUGGGUGCAUAAUGAGAAAAUAGGUUCCUGUUGGCGUUGGUAAAAUGAAGUACUUGCGUGCAUUUUACAUAGCGAGCAGUGAUAUGUAUUUUAUAUUCCUCGUGUUUCACAUUUUGCUGGAUUCAAUCGGCGUCAGAUCGGAUUUUACCCAUCUGAAUUCUGAUCAAAGGCCACUCUGUCCUUGUGGCAGCAAUAGCAGCUCCAUCCACUCAAGGGUUGUAGGGGGUCAUGAUGCAGGAAAAGGACAAUACCCUUAUGCUAGCUGCCUGAUCGACUCCUCCUGGCGGACGGCAAGACCGGCUCCUUUCUGCGGAGCGACUCUCAUCACCGACUCGCACGUCAUCACGGCUGCGCACUGCGUCAAGGACCGCCCUCCUGAGGUGGUUCUCGUGGACAUCGGCGACUACGACUUCAUGGACAAUCGAAAGCUCAGGCUCCGAAAAGCGAAAGACAUCAUUCGUUUUCCGGAGUACCGGCCCUACAGCUUCCGUGCUGAUAUUGCCAUCAUCGAGUUCGAGCGCCCCGUCCAGUGGGCCUCCGGUGUGAGGGCCGCGUGGCUUCCGCCCCCCGACCUCCGAUUGGAAGCGGGCACCAUUGUGUCUGUCUACGGAUGGGGACGACUCCAAUAUGACGGAGGGCAUCCGAGGUUCCUGCAAUCAACAGAGCUUCCUGUUGUUGAGAAUCACAUUUGCCAGCAUCAGUUCAAGACGCACAUCGAGCCGAGCAUGAUCUGCGCAGGGGGACAAGAAGGCCACGAUGCUUGCAUAGGGGACUCUGGAAGCGGUUUGGUCGUGCGUUUGGAUAACGAAUUCGUCCUGUGCGGACUCGUCUCUUUCGGGCGCCGAUGUGCAUUGCCUCGAGUGCCGGGAGUCUACACUCGAAUCUCGAGUUCCAUUGAGUGGAUCUACAAGAACACCCUCCAUUCUAAAUGUCAGCCGUGUAUCUACAAUACGCAGAUAGUACCCAUGUCAAAUAACAACUCUGUAGAUAUGAAGACAAGUAUUACUUCCGAAUAGGCAGAUGAUGUGAAAAGAAUGACUCUGCAGAGAAACGAAUUGACAAUAAACUAACAUUUUUUAUUAGAAAGUUGUAAAUGAUAUUGGUAUAGUUUGAAGAUUUUCUCGUGAGAAAUCUGGAUUGAUAAUGCACAGUAUAAGUUGUCUCUCAAAAAAUAAAUUUAAAAAAAUCUGUUUUGUAAUCGUUAAAGAAGAUUGUACUCACUGUUCAGCUGCGAAAGAAAAUAAACAAAUCUUUAUUAACGCCAAAAUUCAAGCGUCGCAGACCAAAUAUAACACACUAGUGAUGGGGAGGAGAGCAUACAGAGUGUACGAUCUCGAUGGACCACAAUCUCCGACACAUAACCAACGAGAGUGGUCUUCGCAAAACUUUCUCGCGUACUCUCUGAUAAGGAUAUUAUCCGAGAGAAGGCCUUGAAUGGCACUGGCGUAUGCUGGUUACUAAAAAAAAAUAGUUAUUAAAAAGGUGUAAAAUAUUGACCUUUGAGCGAAUUUAACAUUUUUACUGAAUCUAUCGUGUGAUUUUUGGAGAUUAAUCCUGACAUGCAGUUAAUAGUAUCCGAAAACCGAAUUGGUGCUUUAAGCGAUAAGUCCCCAACCUAUUGAAACAAAACUUUCACAUAAACUAUAUUUGUAGUCACAAAGUCCCUACCAAAUAUAUAUAUAUAUAUAUGAGGCAUUGUUUUUUUUCUUCUUUUUUUUUUUGUUAUCGCGUUACAUGUCUUUGAAAGCACAGUCGGUUAGACCCUUGUUGGAUUUGGUUCAAAAUUUGAUGGGUGUCUAUACUAUAGAUGUAUAACCCCCUGGGGGGCACUUCGAAAUGAGGAUGAGAUGCUUUCGGUAGGGUGGUUGGAUUUCGCCAUCCUGGUGGGUACAUAAAUAGGUGGGGGAUCUGACUCCUCCCAUCGAUGACGGGACGUACUUCCUUCGGGAAGAGUUGUACCGUGGCCGGUGAUGGCCCUUAGGAUUCAGCCAAAAGUUCCCGCCAAUGUUGCUGUUGCGGCGGUCCGGUCAUUCAGUUUUAUUUAUCUGUGUGCCUUCGGGUGGGUCGGAGAGUCAGUGAUAUGACUAUACUAUAGAUGUUAAAUCUGUAUGCCAAAUCUUAUAUAUCUACUCUCUUCGUUUUGUAGUUAAUCUGCUAACUUAUAUUCGAGCAGGUGGAUAGGCAGAUUUUCCCGGAACGGAUUUUGCUCAAAAUUUGAUGGAAUAUAAAUUUGAUAUAAAGAUACCAAAUUUCAUCUGUCUAGCUCUAAAGCGUUUUUGAGUUAUCUCUGUCACAGACAGACUUUUCUACAAACGUAUUUUUCGAACUCAAGAUGCUCUAAACCAUGGAGAUUCGUCAGAAGCUGAAGUUCACCUUUUUUUACGACUACCAUUUUUCCUUUAUACUUCGUAUAUGAGAAAAUGUAAAUGAUUUUUAAAAAGGAAUAUGACUCAAUUGAUUUGGCCGGAUUAAAAAUUUUUCCGAAUAAAUUUACAAUAGAGGUAUGCUGAAAAGGAAUUGAAUUUGAUUAGGAAAAUAAAGAAUAUGUCUCAUGGACUCGCUCACUCACUCUCCAUCAUUGAAUGCAUUCCAACAUUUUUUCGUAUCCAAAAAAAUUGUCAUUUAUUGAAAGGGAGAAGAAGAAGUGCUUGACCUGAUGUGACUCGCGUGAUUCCACUCAUCUGGCCACGAGUGCGGGCGAAAGUAACUGUGCAGGUCAUGUAGCAUGUAAUGUAAGCUCAUUGAGUCAGCUGCAUUGUCUUUCUCCUCUUGCAAGAGAGACAACGGAUUUCAGAACUGACUGAAUGCAAUGCGCUUUUUGUGUUAACCCAUUCCUCGUUUAUUCAGUAUUGUUGCAAGUGAAGCUGGACUUGUUCUCGUUAGUGAUAAAGUGGACUGCUUCUCGUUUUUGCAGCUUAUAAUUUAUUUUUUUUAAAAGUAGACUUUUUUAAUUAUUUCUGAUUGAAACCAAAAUUGGGUGCAAUUCUACUGUAUUAUAAAAAAAUAUCGCGCACCAAAUUUCAUUCAUCAAAGUCACUACGCUUUUUAAUGAAUGCUCUCUGUACAUUCGAAUAUGCCAAUAGAUAGUCAAUCCACUGAGGGAUAGGGUUAAAUUGGAAAAACUCAUGGGAUGUCGGCUGUCUGGAAAAACUCAUGGGAUGUCGGCAAACUAGAUAUAGAUGUAGCAUCGUGGUAAAAAAAAAAAAAAAAAAAAAAAAAACGUUGUCUACGUAUUUCAAAUUGCGCAAAAUUUGAAAUUUCCUAAGGCAGAACCCUUUCUUAAUAUCGUGAAUGGAUUUCCCAUGGAAAAAGUACCUAGAUUACGAACUUUGGAUACCAUACCAGGAUUCCAUUGAGCAGCAUUCGAUAUUUUUUUGUUAAGGGAUCGUUGCCGUAGUAUGUAAAGGUGUGAGACUAGAUAUUAUUUGGACGUCGGUGGUAGUACCUUUAUUUUUGUUGCCCCUUAAAAGCAUCUAUAAAAUUACAAUCUAUAUGUUGAAAUCGAUUGCUACUUCAUGCAUGUCAAAUGAUGUACAAUAAAAAACUCUAGUAUUGUUUAAAUUGCGUCUCAUCCUGCCAUUACGUCGAAAGCAUCCAAAAAGAACGAUUUGCUGCAAGAGUGAAAGAAAUAAAACUGACUAUAUAUUUUUAUUGUUUAAAAAAAUAUUCAUUUUAAUAACAAUGAAAUUGAUAUCUUACCGCUAGGAGAAGAGAAAAAAAAAUGAAUUAAAUGUUAUUCUUUUCGCAUGGUAUGCAUGCAUUUCGUUAUCGGAGCAAACUGCUCUUAUCAUCAUUGCUUACUAUUCAUAAAUUGAUAUGUCGCUUUAUAAUAGAAGCACAUGAAACAAGUAGUAUAUUUUAUUCACUGGUAGAUGUUAAUCAGUUUGUUUUCCAUGUUUUGCCGACAACUUGGCGCUCUAUUCAAACACUUUUGUGGAAGAAUUCGUAAUAUUGAGAAACGUAUAUAGGAUAUAUGCUUGUUAUAAACGUGGAGCGCAAAUCGCAGUACAUCGUUCUAAAUGUUCAUUUAUUCUACAAAUCUUUCAUUUCCACUACUGUGGAACUUUUCUAAGCUAUUAUUCAUCUCAUCAUUUGCUGCUUCUCAUAUAAAUAGAAAUUUGAAAGCAGGCACAAUGAUAGGAAUAAUUAUUACAUUUAUAUAAUUAUAAGUGUCAUUGUUCCCAAGAAUUACUUUAAAUCGUAAUUUUAAUGGAAUAAAAUUAAUUCAUAACUGCAUUUUUGCAUUCGCUCUUAAAAUUUUAAAAGCCUUUUCAGAAGGCUCUAAAAACGGCGCUUUAAAACACUUGAAAAGAAAGAUGCGACGAUGCAAGAUUGUUCAUGCCAUUGAAAUAAAAUUUAAAAAAUGCCCACAAAUACUUUAUUUAAGCAACACACAAUAUUUUGUAUUUGUUAUAAGUAUCAAAACUUUGCAAAAAGUAUUAAGGUAAGAGACAACAUUCAAAAGUCGAUUUUUUGCGAAAUUAUAAAAUUGUUUUUCAUUUACUUUUCUUAAGUUCGAACAGUUUUUUUUCUUAUAUAUAAAACCACAGUUUUGCCUCUUAGUCUAUUUUUUGGAAAGUUAUAUUGAUUUUUAUAUAAGCAUUUACGUACGCUUUAAUAUUAUUUUGCAUUCUUAGAUGCUGUUUUCUUUGAUAGAAUUUUCUGACGAAAAACCUCAUAAAUGAAAUUCUAACGCGUAUUUUCAGUUCAAAUUUGAUAUAAUAAUUCCUCAAUAUGUUCUGCAGCUCCUGAACCAGAGAAUAAGUAAUCUAUUCAUUCAUUUGUUGACUGCUUGGAAGAAAUCAGACUGUUUCUGCAAAAUGUGGGAGAAAUCGAACAAUAUACACAGCUCUUGGGUGUUAUGUGGCUCUCAAAAUGGAUGUUUUUUACAGAAAUAUGCCAACAUUUCAAUGAAUGGAACUUAAAGCUUCAAGACAUAAAUAAAACAAUGAUAUAUGUAUAUAUAUAACGGAAACGUUCAAGUUUAUUAUGUGCCCUGAUGUGAUUUCAUUUGAUAAACUGAAUGUGUCCUAAUUCUAUUAGUUGCAAAUUGAAGAAUUUGAAAUGCAACUGAUUGAUUUCCAGUCCAGUUCAAUAUGGAUUCAAAAACUUAUAGAAACAAGGAAUAAGUUGGAAUGGAUUGAAACAGAAAGAUUAACAAGCAAUAUACGUAAAAAUGCCAGUGACAAAAUUUUGGAAACAUGGAAUUCGAUUCCAGGCACACUUAACUGUUUGGAGAAGUUGGCUCAUGCUAUUUUAAUCUACCUUAAUUUUCAUCUACCUAUGUUUGUGAGUCAUUAUUUUAAGAGAUAAAUAACAAUAAAGACUCUCUUAGAGACCGUUUGUCAGAUGACUCCAAUUCAGCCUGCGUUCUGCCAAAAGUAACAUCUUGCAACCCUAAUAUAAGUUCUUUUGUUGCAAAUUAGAUGUCAAAUAAGUCACACUAAUGCCCCCUUAAUUUGAAUUACACGUAUAACUAAAACUUUUACUAGUAUACAGUGCAAAAUGUAUUUUUUCGCAGUAAAUAAAGAGUUUUGAGUUAUUAGUA
Argiope bruennichi is the source of this 5561-nucleotide messenger RNA. Its product is annotated as mast cell tryptase-like. The transcript has 7 exons. Lineage: Eukaryota; Metazoa; Arthropoda; Arachnida; Araneae; Araneidae. Bases 58 to 1029 code for a protein of 323 amino acids. Gene Ontology annotation, biological process: proteolysis. The record is from RefSeq and is a predicted model, not a curated record. Gene Ontology annotation, molecular function: serine-type endopeptidase activity.